AUGCACGCGAUACAUGAAAAUUGGGUGUUCUCAUUUAUUGCAAAACUGUGUUUUGAUUCCUUAUAUAAAACUUCGACAGUCGAGUACACACGUGGCGAGUCGCCGCAUGUUCUGAAGACGGCCAAGUACACACAGACGGCUAACACCCCGCAUAUUGCGCUGUCGCCAAACGCUGAAGUACUGGCAGUAUCCGUUGACAGCUCUGUAGAGUUCUACGACACCUUCACCGGCGAGCACUACGACACCGUCGAGAAUAUAUACUCGGGUUUAAUAAACUACAUGGUCUUCGACCCGAGUGGGAAGUAUUUAUUCGUUUGCGGAGACCGCGCAGUUAGAAUACUCCAUAACGUAUGCGGAUAUCAUACCACUAUAGCCAGCUGUACGCGACUUCUGAGCUCCAAACAGACUUCGGCCACUGUGGAACGUCUUAAUAAAACUAUAGAAAGUUGUAAAGAAACGUUGGCGAGCUUUGGAAAGUCGGUUUAA
Parnassius apollo (apollo) is the source of this 486-nucleotide messenger RNA. The record is from the annotation of a GenBank genome assembly. NCBI's taxonomy places the organism in Eukaryota, Metazoa, Arthropoda, Insecta, Lepidoptera, Papilionidae.